Messenger RNA from Belonocnema kinseyi, 1615 nucleotides. Its product is annotated as flavin-containing monooxygenase FMO GS-OX-like 2. The coding region runs from base 306 to 1589 and encodes 427 amino acids. The transcript is spliced from 6 exons. The record is from RefSeq and is a predicted model, not a curated record. NCBI's taxonomy places the organism in Eukaryota, Metazoa, Arthropoda, Insecta, Hymenoptera, Cynipidae. Gene Ontology annotation, molecular function: NADP binding; N,N-dimethylaniline monooxygenase activity; flavin adenine dinucleotide binding.
CCCAGUCUAGCCACUGGCCAGUCAGUUUGUUUCCGUGAAACAGCAGUGUCGACUUGAGGCGGACUAGACAGAAGAUAACGGUACCGGAAAUUAACAUGAAUUUUAUGAUAAUACGCAGACCACAAAGCAUCAAUCUUUCGUUAAUAAAUAAUCAUAAAUAAGUGGCUUCUGUAUCGUUCUGCGGCUUAGAUAUCAGAAAAACUGAUCUAAAAAAACAAAAUUUAUCUCUUUAUAAAGAACAGUGUUUGUGAACGCAAAACAAUGAUUGUGAAUAUUUCACUAAAGAAUAUUGGCAUACGUAGAGGAUGAACUCGCAAAGGAAAAUGAGAGUUUGUGUAGUAGGCGCAGGCGCUGCUGGAUUGUGUGCUCUUCGACAUUUUGCGGCAAAUUUAAAUGAAUUUGAAAUAGAAGCGUUCGAAAAAAUGGAAAAAAUAGGAGGAACUUGGAUUUAUAAUGAAAAAACAGGAUUUGAUGUGAAAGGUUUGCCGAUUCACUCCAGCAUGUAUCGAAAUCUCAGAACCAAUUUACCUUGCGAAAUAAUGAAUUUCCCUGAUUAUCGGAAAAUGAAAGGGGAUAAGUCUAGUACUGUAACGCAUCAACAAGUUCUAGCUUAUUUGAAAGACUACGCUAAGCAUUUUCAGCUUUGUCAAUUCAUUCAGUUUAACACGCUAGUGGAACAUGUUCAACCAGAACUAAUUGAAACUGAUAAAAAGUUUACCAUCUGGAAAGUGCAAGUUAAAAAUUUGGAAACAAACCAAGUAUUCCAGAAACAAUUUGAUGUAAUCAUUAUUUGCGCAGGACAAUACUUCGAUCCAAAUAUACCUGUCAUAGCAGGUAUAAUAACAUUUCCUGGACAAAUUUUGCAUAGUCAUUCCUACAGAAAGCCUGAAGAAUUUUCAGAAAAAUCAAUUGUAAUUCUUGGUGCUUCUGCUUCUGGUAUUGAUAUAGGUAUAGAAUUAUGUGAUAAAGCUAAACAGGUUUACUUGAGUCAUUACGGAAAGAGAAUAGUCAGUAUUUUACCAUCAAAUUUAACUCAAGUCGCAGCAAUUAACAAGGUAGAAGGAAAUUCAGUAUUUUUUGACGAUGGUAAUUCCGUAAUCGCUGAUACGAUCAUUUACUGUACAGGAUAUUCAAUAUCCUUUCCAUUUUUGGACCCAAGUUGUGGAAUAACAGUAGAUGAAAAUUACGUUUCUCCGAUUUAUCAGCAUAUGAUCAAUAUCAAAUAUCCAACCAUGUGUUUUUUUAGUUUGAAUAAUAAGAUAGUACCGUUUCCAAUGUUUCAUAUGAAGGCGCAGUAUUUUUUGGCUUUACUCAAAGGAAGAGCUAGUUUACCGUCAAAGGAAGAAAUGCUUGAAGAUUCAAAAUGUAAAACAGAGAAGAAAAGACAUGCUCAUGUUUUAGGUGCACAGCAAUGGGCUUACCAUAAUAAUUUAGCCCAAGCUGGGGGAUUCAAUCCCCUUCCACCUUUUUAUCAAGUCGGUUAUGACGCUUGGUCAAAAUUGAGAGCAUCUAAUUUAUGGCAUUAUAAGGAUUAUAAGUUAGUUAUAGCCGAUGACGAUAAAAGUGUGGAAAUAACUUUGCAACAAUAAUAAUGUCUUAUUUUGGCUGUAUUUAU